AUGAUGAAGACUCCUACAUUGGACAGCCUCCCAUUACUUGUGAUCCUGGAGAUUUGUGACCAUCUAGAUCUGAAAGACCUCGUAUCAUUCUCACAGGUGAGCAGCUCGUUGUUCUCCCUUUCAAAAAGUUCCAAGUCCUAUUGGCUAUCUGCACUCUUUCGUGAAGAACUUGUUCCACUGUUACCGUCUCAUCUCCCACUGGUGGCUUUCAGUGGAGAAGAACUGCGGACUGCGACGAUUGUCGCCCUUAAGCGGGAACGCAACAUGAUGGAUGAAUAUCCAAAACUCAUCUCAUCAAAUCACAUCGCAUGGCCCUAUUCUCGAAGCCCGUCGUGCAGCACGACGGAAAUGCCAGCGUCGACGGUCGGAGAGACACCAAGCGAGGCCAUUUGGAUGCAUCUCACCCAUCCAAAUGGCCAAUGGCUGUUCAUGGUCUCAAAGAAGAAUGUGAUCAGGGUGCUGCACCUUCCCUCUGGGACUGUCGCAUGGGAGGAAUGGAGCAAUGUAAUGCCAGUAUUGCUUGAGGAGACCAUGCCGUACAUCUGCUUUGCUUCGCGGACGAGCAAGUCGAUCCAUACCAUGCACGAAUUGGUUCUGACAACCUAUAGAGAUACUGGGGAUGCACCAUCACAGAUACAAGAGGGCGAAAGUCUGCAGCCGUUUAUUAGGAUAGUAGACGUGAGGUUCAACUCGGUCAAUAUCUCUAUUCAGACAACGGAAAUUACUCGCUACCGCCUACCUUGGCGACCGGCACAACUUGAUAUAGCAGGGGACCAUAUCGCGUUUGUCGAGACGGCGUCUCCAGACAGUGUGUAUGGAGAAGCGCCUCUGCAUCUCACAAACUGGACAACUGGUCGUCAUAUAAAGCUCCCAGAGCUUCUACCUUCUACCCAAGUCUCCACCUUUCAAAGCUACCUCGUCUCUUUAGGACUAUCCAAGGGGGAUCCUGUUAUUCAAAUAAUCUCAUUUCCAACCGAGGGAAACGACUCUGUUACCCUGGAACCAGCGACCCCCAAGUCUCCAUCCAGUUCUAGAAGCUAUGAACUGGUUGCUUCCAUUCAACUACCAUCACCAAAUGGUAGUAACCUUUCCCCGUUAUACGCAAGCAUCUGUCAUAACUAUAAAGGCGCUACUCGGAAUCAAUUCCGGAUAUGGGUUCGCGACCAGUUCGUGGAGUCCUGGAGUGCAUGUUGGAGUGUGUACGAGAUCCCCGUGGAUUUUAGCCGCCGUCCCUUGGAAUGGUUUGUAUCGCGACCACUUUCAAGUACCGCCAGCCCAUACCAGCGUGCUCUCGACCAGUAUAGUAUCAUCCACCGUCAAGUCUUUGAAAGGCCCGAUCCCACGCGCUGGAUCGUAGCAGUCGGAUCUGGGAAACGCUUUUUCUGGUGGUCAUGGGACGAAUGGGAACUCUACGCGGAAGACGGGCCAAUGUCAAGAGAGAAUUCCCCAGAAAUAGUCGAUGCUGUCGAUGGAACGUCAAGAAAGGGAAAGUUAUAUAGGAGAAGCUUUCUCCUCUACAGCUCCAACCUUUCAGAGUGCUCAACGGUGGCCGAAUCUGAAUACUUAGCCGAUGACUUUGAUCUCUUCUCUUAUGCGGACGAUCGCUCCAUCGACUAUCCGGAGAGGUGCAUGGAGACGAGGAUCGUAGGGCUUACCGCUCCAGACCCUGAGCAUGAUCUGUAUGCGCUGGACUGCGAAGAGGCGAGCGGUGUGGUCGUCAUCAUAUGGAGGAAUGGAAGCAUUGACGUACUGAGAUACAUCUAA
This is a messenger RNA of Serendipita indica DSM 11827, 1764 nucleotides long. NCBI's taxonomy places the organism in Eukaryota, Fungi, Basidiomycota, Agaricomycetes, Sebacinales, Serendipitaceae. The record is from the annotation of a GenBank genome assembly.